AUGCCCCUGAAUAAAUUGCGGCCAAAAUCCUUGAACGAUAGUUCAGUGAGCUCCAUUAGUGAGAGCACCUAUGCAGAUGACCCUGUUGAUACAGACGACCUUGAUGAAAAUGAUGAGUCAGGGCAGAAUAUCUUACUUAACAUUAUUUCUCAGCUGAAACCAGGCUGUGAUCUAUCUAGAAUCACACUUCCUACCUUCAUUCUCGAGAAGAAAUCGAUGCUAGAGAGAAUAACUAACCAGUUGCAGUUUCCAGAUUUGGUUUUAGACGCACAUCAAGAGAAGGAUGAAUUGCAAAGAUUCGUUAAGGUCGUCAAAUGGUAUCUUGCUGGUUGGCAUAUAGCGCCUAAAGCUGUUAAAAAGCCAUUGAAUCCAGUUCUUGGGGAACAUUUUACUUGCUACUGGGAUUUGCCAAACAAGCAGCAAGCAUAUUACAUCUCGGAACAAACCAGUCAUCAUCCUCCAGAAUCGGCGUAUUUUUAUAUGAUACCCGAAUCCAGUAUAAGGGUUGACGGUGUUUGUAUACCCAAAUCAAAAUUUUUGGGAAACUCGACGGCUGCUAUGAUGGCAGGUUUGACUGUAUUGCAGUUUUUAGACAUGAUGAACUCUAAUGGAAAACCAGAAAAAUACACUCUUUCUCAGCCAAAUAUGUACGCUAGAGGUAUUUUAUUUGGUAAGAUGAGACUAGAAUUGGGCGACCAUAUGAUUAUAAAGGGGCCAAAAUAUAAGAUAGACAUUGAAUUCAAAACAAAAGGGUUCAUAUCUGGAACUUACGACGCCAUCGCCGGUGUAGUCAAGGACCUUAACGGUAAAGAAUACUACGAAAUUACUGGGAAAUGGAAUGACAUCAUGUAUAUCAAAGAUUUGAGAGAUAAGCAUUCUAAGAAAAUUGUUCUGUUUGACGCUCAUAAAAGCAAGGUCAGCAAACCCAGUGUACGCCCUUUAGAAGAGCAGGGAGAAUUUGAAUCGCGAAGACUGUGGAAGAAAGUUACAGACGCAUUGGCGGCUCGUGAUCAUGAGGUUGCUACAGAUGAGAAAUUUAAGAUUGAAAAUUAUCAGAGGGAACUCGCCAAAAAACGGGUCCAGGAUGGUGUCGAAUUUUAUCCAAAGCUCUUUAGGCGAGCCAAGCCAGGUGAGGAUCUUGAUUAUUACAUCUACAAACACAUUCCAGAAGGCAAUGACUAUGAGGAACAGAUAAAAAGUAUUCUCGAAAUCGCGCCAAUUUUACCAGGCCAACACUUUACCGAGAAGUUCGCUAUUCCAGCUUUCAAGAAGAGCGAGAUCCAGGAAAAAGAACUGUCUCAAACGCCAUAG
Messenger RNA from Torulaspora delbrueckii, 1311 nucleotides. RefSeq names its product oxysterol-binding protein OSH6 (gene OSH6). The transcript has a single exon. The coding region runs from base 1 to 1311 and encodes 436 amino acids. Gene Ontology annotation, molecular function: sterol binding. Lineage: Eukaryota; Fungi; Ascomycota; Saccharomycetes; Saccharomycetales; Saccharomycetaceae. The record is from RefSeq and is a predicted model, not a curated record. Gene Ontology annotation, cellular component: intracellular membrane-bounded organelle; cortical endoplasmic reticulum; cytosol.